CCACAGAUGGUAAUGCGGCCCAGAGGGAGGGGUGUUGAGCAGCAUCUCGUCCCUCCUCCAUGUCCGUCCAGGAGGAAGUUUCUGUUUUCUGUGGAGAGACGCAGCGGGCGGGACUACAACACUACAUGAUGACUUGAGAUGUGAAGGAUCCUACGUUUUUCCAUCACCACCAUUAUUCUACUGUUUUCUAGAUAAUAUGGAGUAAAGCUCAGCAUGGUCACCGGAGCUCCGUUAGUUUUGAAGCACUCAGCUGCUGAGCUGUGAGAGGAAGCGAAGCGGCUGCAUCAUGGCAAAUGUUAAAGUUGCCAUUCGGGUCCGUCCUCUCAACCAAAGGGAGGCCGCCGAUGGAGGAAAGCUAGCGGUUCAGGUGGAGGAUAAACUAGUUAGCAUCCGAAAUGUGAAGUUGGACGGGCGGUCAGAGGGAGCUGUAGAUUCCAGAGAGAAGCUUCUGGAGUUUUGUUUUGACUACUGCUACUGGUCUGUGGACCCUGCAGACCCUCACUAUGCAUCGCAGGAGGAGGUUUUCCAGGACCUUGGCAUGUCAGUGCUGGCUGGAGCAUCUGAGGGCUACAAUGUGUGCCUGUUUGCUUACGGCCAAACAGGAUCUGGAAAGACAUAUACCAUGAUGGGGACAGCGGAGUCCACUGGCUUGACGCCUCGCAUUUGUCAGGGUCUCUUCUGUCCUGAAGUUUUGUUCUCUGAUGGACAAAACUCAAGCAGAGUUGAAAUCAGCUUUUUAGAGAUCUACAAUGAACGUGUCAGAGACCUGCUGAGAGGAGGAGAGCAGAAGAGGAGAACUUCCCUUCGAGUUAGAGAGCAUCCUGAUAAAGGACCUUAUGUUGAAGAUCUUUCACAGCACCUUGUCACUGACUGCAAACAGGCCCUAGACCUCUUGGACGAAGGCGUCGCUAACCGCAUGACGGCUGCAACCCACAACCAUGACGCCAGCAGCAGAUCCCACGCCAUCUUCACUAUUCAGUACACACAGGCAAUACUAGAAAAUAACCUCCCUUCAGAAACUGUAAGCAAGAUUAACCUGGUGGACUUGGCUGGAAGUGAGAGAGCUGAUCCCCAGUACUGCAGGGACAGACUGACAGAGGGAUCCAACAUUAAUAAGUCGCUGGUCACUUUGGGCAUUGUCAUCUCUGCUCUCGCCCAGAACUCCCAGAUGUCAAGCAGCUGUCAGAGCAUCAACAGCGUGGCCUCCGAGGGUGACAGCAGCACGUUGGGAAGUCACAGCAGCUCCCUGUCUGGAGGAGGAGGAGGAGGAGGAGGGAGGCGGCAUUGCUUCAUUCCCUACAGAGACUCAGUCCUCACUUGGCUAUUGAAGGACAGUCUAGGUGGCAACUCCAAGACCAUAAUGAUUGCAACGGUCUCGCCUUCUGCUAACAGCUACAAUGAAACCCUGAGCACCCUGCGCUAUGCCGCUCAUGCCAGAAACAUCGUCAACAAGCCUCGUGUUAAUGAGGAUGCAAAUGUUCGGCUCAUUCGGGAGCUGAGAGAGGAGAUCGACAGGCUGAAGAGCAUGCUGCUCAGCUUUGAGUUGCAACGUAAUCCCAGUCCAUCCUUGAGCGAUGAGAGGGAAGGAAACCUUUCGGAAAUUGUGCUACAGAAUGAGCUGAAGGUGGAGCAGCUCACACAGGACUGGUCAGAGUCCUGGAGGGACAAGAAGGAGCUGCUGGAGCAAUACAACGUGGACAUCAACAGAGACAGGGCCGGUUUCCUCAUCAACUCCCUUCAGCCUCACCUGGUUUCGCUGGACAGAGAUGUUCUCAGCACCGGAGUUAUUUUCUAUCACCUCAGGGAAGGAAUUACCCGCAUUGGACCACAGGAGCAUUUUGAAGAACCACAUAUAGUCCUUCAAGGCAGCUCCCGCUGUGAGAUUGAAAACCACGGGGGGGUGGUAACACUCCGACCGCUGCCGGGCUGCGUCUGCCUGCUCAACGACAGAGAGGUCACUGAACCCUGUAGACUGGCUCAAGGGACUGUGAUUACCUUGGGAGGAGUGCAUAAAUUCCGCUUCAACCACCCGGCAGAGGCAGCAAUCCUUCGGGAGCGAAGACGGGUCAGUGAAGGCAUUAUGACGUGCACCUAUGCUGAUUUUUGUCUCCCUACUCCUGACAAUGAUGUCAAAGAAUUAAAGCUGGAUCCGUGUGAGGAGCUUACAGCGAGGGGACGUGUAGAGGAGCAGAAGCGCUAUGUGGAGAGUUUGCGACGGGAGAUUCAGGCUGAGCAGAGAAGGGCAGAAGGGGAGCUGGAAAGGGAGCAGGCUCAGCUCCACCAGCAGUACUCUGAGAUGCAACAGUGGAUUAUGCAUGAGACACUGAAAUCACCAGAUGAGAGGCGAAAUCAAGACUCUGCUGUUCAAACAGACCUGCUCCCUGCUCCUCUUCUGGAAAAGCUUACAAAUGAGACGUCCAUUGGUCAGAAAAAUACCAACAUGGAGUUUCCGUCCAAGGUGAUGAGGGUCAGGAAGAAAACGGUGCAGGAUGAAUUACUAAAGCAUCAUGCGCUUUGCCGCGCCGAGGGACGCAUCAGACGGAGAAAACUGCACUAUCAGCUGCAGAAAAUCGCCAACAAGCGCCACCUGCUGGAUGCUAAGAGGAAGUUACAGCAGCUGGAAAGUAAGCUUCCCCCAGGACCUGACAGCCCACCCUCUCCGGAGAUGGGAUCUCCCUCAAAGCUAGAGGAAGAUUCAUCUGUAACACGAAGACACUCUUUUUCACUAGAUCUGUUGUCUCGGCUCUACCCUCAGCGCACACCAAUCUUUCGGCACUUCCUCAAGAGAAACAAGUCUGUGGAACAAUCAUUAAAUUCAUCAACCAUGUCUGAUUCCAGUAGCAGCAGAAAGUGGGUUUCAGAGGAAUGUCUUCCUCGGGGAAGAACCCAAAGUUGUUCUGGCUCUAUCUUCACUGGACAAAAUCAGAAUACAGUAAACAUCAGAGAAACAGCUACAGAACCAAAGCCUCAGCCAUGUUUGGGGCAACUGGGACGGAAACCUCUGCUGCCAAACCGAGAUGUACUGUUUAAGAACAGAUUUGAUAAGAAAUCAGUAGCUUUACUGAAAUCACCUGUCAGAACUGUACCGCUCCCUGUGUGCAAAGAAAAUCUACAAAUAUCUAAAACAGAGAAAGGCUUCUCUGACAAAAGCUGUUUUCAGGAAGGAAAAGGAUGUUUCCCUGCAGAUAGAGAUGGACUUAAAAUGAUCAGCAGAUCAUCGUCUCAUUCUGUUGGACCCAGGAUAAAAACUGCUCUUUCAAAAGUUUUUAAAAAACCAUCCUCGGCUGUUAAAGGCCGACGAAUUCUUAAGCCUCUGGGAAGGAUUGCUGGUAAAUUUCCUUGGAGGAGAAAGAAGAGCCUGAAGGAUUCUUUAAGUCAUCAGAAUGUAGCUUCCAUCAAACAGACCAUGUCAUGUGAGGAGCUUGACCAGAGAGAUCUGUUUGAGAUCCACAGACACAGACGCUGGCAUAGCACCGAGGGGCUGGUAAACAGGAGGAAUGGAUGUGCAGAAGGACAUCAAGGACUUUUUGGACGACUCAAAGAGCAGGAGGAAGACGGCGAAGGAACGUCAGACUGCGAGAGCCUUUUCUCUGUUGACUCUCUGUCCUCUGCCUACGCAGCAGCUCUAGCUGAGCAUUUGACACAGGAAGAUCCGGCUCUGAGUGAAGCAGAAAGCAAUGACAGUAACAUGUCCAGAGAUUCCUUAAAUUUAGAGAGCAGAAAAUUCUCCACGGUCAAAAGACGCAAACAAGCAGCGGUUUCAACUUACUCACAAGUAAUAGAUUCUACACCUCUGUGUUCUCAGAGCUCUGAAACAGCAGAACCCAGCAGAGAUAUGUGCCGGUCUCUGAAAUCCAUCGGAACAUCAGCUGAGAUAUAUUUGUCUGAUGAAAGCAGGAAGUCCCAGGGUGAGACGUCUUCAGCAGCUAACGGCGUGCACAAAUUAAUAGAUGAUUUCAGGAAGUUGCAGACCACUUUGACCAGCAGCUGUGGUGGGAGAGAGCCAAAACACCUGCUGGGUCUCACUGAAGUUUGGUCCUCCGCAGAUGUGACAGAAAGCCAGAGCUUUGAUUCUCUGCCUCUACCAAGAAAAGUUAUGCUCUUUAAUGCGGACAAUAACAGCAGCAGUCGGAGUCGAGUUAGUGGGAAUCCGCCAACCCCACAGAGUCACUGCAGACAUUUUAGGUCGGAGGUUUUAAAUAGUUCAGAGCUCGAUCAGUGCCCUGAAGGGACAAGAGAGUCUGAAAGUAUUGCAGCCUCAGAAGGUAUCUUGACAUCAAAUAACCGUGAUAGCUUCCCGAUGGAUCACUUUGAGCAAAUUAACACAAGAUCCUUUAAUGCACCUCGAGAUUCUGUGCUUCCUUUGAAACAAACUGAUUACAUGUCACAGAAAGACAUUCUCCAAUCAAAAUCAGAUGUAGCAGAGGCAGUGGUUGGUUUCCCUGCAGCAUGUGGCUCAGCUUUUCCAUCAUUAGCAGGGCUGAACCAAACACCUGAUCCUUUCAGUCUGCUUCAGCCUUUUAGCAAAGAAGCUGAAAAUGGUCGGGAUUUGCAGCUGAAUAAUUUUAGCAGCACAGAAGGCGGUUCAGUUAAAUGGGAGGAAACCAAAAGCAACGAGCUGCUGUUCAUUGCUCCCCAGCAGGAAGUUGUUAAAUUGGCCUUUAAAAAUUCCAGGAAGAGGAACAAAGACCAUCAGACCGCUUUUAUGGGCUGCUUGAAAAUUCCUAAAAGGAGCGACGGCGAGGAGUUGGAAACUUUCUCUGCACCAGGUGACAGCUUGGACGGUGUUUGGUCCGACAGCGACGCUGAAAACAGCAGGGACUCCAAAGGGGAGAUUGAAAGCCAAGGAUUUCUGUCUUUCUGUGUUGAUGGCAGCGACGGGCGAGCAUCAGCUGUUUCAGAUUCAUCGCCACUUUCUGAUCAUCAGAGCACUGACCUUGAGCCAAGCGGCCCGAUUCUAAAGUCUGAGCAGAUUUUGCACUGUGACAGAACUGUUAGCAAUAACAAAGUUAUAAAAACAGCAGAUAUAAGAGUAAGUAGAAAUGUUGAAGCUUUAGAAAGGGUUAAACGCGACACUCAAAGCGACAGGAAACAUCAAGAGAAAACAAAGCACAUGUGCAGGUCAGAAGCAAUUUGCAGUGCCAUUGAUCUAAGAAUCUCUGAAGUGAUAAAAGAGCACAUGGAAUCACCAGGAGGGAUCAGCAAAAGUCACAGUCUGGGUUCUUUGUCAUCUCUGGGUCAUUUUAGCUUGGAUUGUAAUAAAAGUAGAUGGAAAGAUGACCAGCUGAGAGAUGAGAGGAAAACUGACAUGAAAGACGGAAAAAUCUGUGCAGACGUGCAUACAUUAGUCACAAAGGAGCAUUUGGAAUCCUAUUCGCCUGUAGAUCAGAGUACUGGCCUCAAAUGUGUAGAAAACCCAAAGGGGAAAAACUCCCUCGCUCGAAAAAUAACCGAUGAAGCUACAUGCAAAGUAACAUCCUCCCCUGUUCAGAUUCUGAUUCAGGAUUUUGAUGCCGAUCUCAUUCCUGAACUUAAAGCUCAGCACUCAAAUCUGCAGCCUCGGAGAUGUAUGCAUGAAACAGCUUCCUCUUCAAGUUACAAUGAGAACCGCUGCUCUCCUGAAUCAGACAACGUCAAUAUUAAUCUCAUACGUGACGCUGCAAAGACUUACAGUUAUUCAUCCCUGCAAAACCCGCCACAGAUUAUUCAGGUAAUCCCAUCCAACGCUGGUAUAUCUGCAGCACAAAGCUUAACACAUCAGGUAAAAUCUGACAAACACAUCUGUAACCAGAUGACAUUUUCUACUGUCCUUGGAGAAAAUGUUGAACUCGGCCCCAAGGCGGGAGGCAAACCUAUUGCAGCUCAGGAUCAGCCCCGUUCUCGGCUAAUUUAUGCAGAGAACACAGCCUCUGUUGUCAGAAUGAAUUCAAAGGACGGACGUCCAAAUUCCCAGAGCCACUUCAAUGAAGGCCAUCAAAUAAACAUCACAGACCUCAGUUUAACCAAAACUGAUAAAGGGGUAGAGGCUGUCCGUUUCUACCAAAAUGAUAAAAUACAUGUGCGGGAGUUAAACUCCAAAAGUAUUUCUCCUGCUGAAGAUCUCACUAUAACACAGGCUGAAUCUUUUGUCUUGUCCAAAGAGGCAGCUGUAAACCCAUCAGGUGGCCUAGCUCUUAAGAAGAAAAAAAUCAAGACAAAGAGGCUCAGAAAGUGUGAUGUCAAAACUCGCCCUUCUUCUUCUUCUGACUCUUCUCUGAAGUCAUCAGAUGAGGAUGAUGAGGAGAGGGAAGGAAGACAGAGGUAUCAUUGCAAGUUGGGAUCUACAAGCAAAUGUAAGAUGGAAAUCUUUCAGGAGAAUCCUGAUGAAAGUAAAGAAUUUAACAGACUUUUUAUCCCAGCAAGACACUCUUUAACUCCUCACACAGCAUCCCAGAGGAACGAUGCAGAAUUUAGUUGCCAAAACGCCAAUCAACAUAAAUCACACUGCCAGGACUCUCCUAUCCAUUUCGCAUCGAGUGACAUCAACCCCUUUGUUCACCAAUGGCAACACAGCGAUUCAAACCAAUACUGCUAUAAGACCCCAGUGUUUGGGAGCGCUGCGGACCUUUCCUGUAAAUCCCCUCUCCUGAACACCUCUGAGAAACGUAUGGUUAGAUGCUCCAGUGCUGAUAACGAUUUGAACGGGCAAAACUCUCCUUUUAACUCCCACCUGAGCACGUACGCCACCAACAAGGGGCUCUCCAGUACACUCAGCAGCAUUGAGGAUUAUAGGGAAAGAAUUGGCGAACAACUCGCUGCCAGUCAGGAAGCACCGGUUACUGGUUCCGGUGUUAAUUCAAGUCAGGUGGAUGAAAUCAUGCUGGUUUAUUCAUCUGAACAAGAGUCAAAUCCAGGCCAAAUGCAGGUGCAAAGGAGAAGGAUGAGUGAUCAUGGUACUCAAACAGAGCCUAGAGUCAACGCAAUCAGUAUUGCUGGUCUAAAGAGGAAGGAUCGCCACAAAAGAAGCAACACUGACGUUCCUUCAUCCCAGAGGAACAAAGUGGAUAUUAAAAAAUCCCCAACGUGGGCGAGUAUGGAAACCAUGUCAGCUCACCUCUCUAAGCUCAUCCACAGCACUUCAGACCUGUUGGAUGAUGUCCAGGGGAUGAGGACGGGUGAAGUUAGCAAAUCCAGUCCUAGGAGUAUCAAUGCUUCACAGCCUAACUUAUCGUACAGCCAUCUAGAUGGAUGUAGCAAAAAAAAUAGCUCAACUCAAACCGCUUUUGGUGUUGGAAUCCAGACGGAGGAGCUGCUAGCAUCAACAAAACCUAAAGCUGUCAUUAAUGAAGCAGUUAGAGAGCGGCCUAAAUCCUAUGAAGUGAAGGUGGUAGUGAAGGUGAUCAGUCCUGAAGACAAGAGUUUGCACAGAGUGGUUGAGAAACAUGCUAACGGAAGUAAGUCGAUGCUGGAUCUGAGCUUCAACACCUCUGCCGCUUCCCAGUCAGAUGAUGAUCCUCUCAGAUCGUCAUGCAUAAAGACUGCAGCCGGCUGUCAAACGCACAUGAAAUCUGCUUUCUCCCAGCCGUCAAAGCACAGCUCUGUCGAGGAACUGGGCCACCGAAACAUAGCCGUCACCUCCAAAUCGUCAAGAAAGUGCUUCCAAGGCACGUCAGUCAGAAGCAAUCCUGCUUUUUUCAAAGAACAUCCAACUUUAACAGACCGUGCGUCAUCUCCCAUUUUUCCCUCAGGAACAAGAUCAGAUUCAAGGCUGAGAAGAAAACACUCAAUCCAUUGUCAGCUAAAACAUAAAAAUCCACAAACAGGCCAUCCCUCCAAGGAGGAUGCGCUUUCCUCUGCUAAGACUACUACACAGGAUUUAGAUUAUUUUCCCACUAAGCCAGAAACAAUAUCACUUGAGAGGCUCAGUGAAAGCAGUAGUUCAAUUCCUCAUGACUUAGGCAAGAGCUCCUCAAGCCUUAGAUCAUCACUGGGUACGUACACAGACCUUGAGAAGAGAAACAUGAGCUGCAAGCAAGGAGACAUUCAUGGGGCUAGCUUAGAGUGGCCCAGUCACAUUUUCCGUACCUUUAGAGAGGCUCAUGUGCCUGGGCAGCAAGAAUAUGACUAUACAGGUACUUCGACAGAUUUCUGCAUCGACACAGAGCAUCCAAUACCUUCUAGUGACAGUAGGAACCAUUUGAAAGAGGAUGACAUGGUAUCUCUGGCACAGAGCGAGUGCAGCACAGAAGUUCUUGUGAACACCGAAGUCGCCUCAACUGUCUCUCCUUGGGACGAUCAUCAUAGAGUCCCGGACGACCUGCCCUUGCACAACAAGUUCACCAACUGGUCAGGCGUCAGUCAGAAUGGACAAUCACAACGCUCAAACAAAAUGACAAAAACGACGCCUACCAAAGACUACAGAGGCUAUGCUGAAUGGGACAAGAUGGAGAGCACGGAUUCAAACCUGGAGGCACACAGCGACAGAAGAUCGCUAGAGAUACAGAAGCUGCGGGAGGAAAGAGAGCGGGUGAUGGCCACUGUCAGCCUCAGUACGAGCCUGACACCUCUGACCGUGGAGCUGACGGAGGCGAAGCUGCAUUAUGGGCUGGGAGAGACGGACGCGCUGUUAAAGAUGCUGUCCCCAAGGUCCAAAGAGGAGCUGCAGCCGCUGACUUCAUCUGCAACCAAGCAACAGCUGUAUGACAGGCACCGCCGGAGCAUUGAUGCUUUAAGGCGGGAGAGGGAGGAGCACCUCCAGACUUAUCGAAGAGCUCGCAGUCUGAGCCCCGGCAAACAUCCCCCUCCACGAGGAUCCAUACCCACAUGCAGCAGCAGCAAGGCAGACCACCAACUACAGCGCCGAGAAGUCGUAGACAGCACAAGUUUUCCAGAUCCCCUAAGAGUAGAAGGACAGCAUCCACCUGACAUUGAGCAGCUGCUGCGGGACUAUAGCCGAGCCCGAGAGGAAGCCAGGACAGAGAUCGCUAAGGCGCGGGAGCGGCUGAGAGAGAGGACCGAGCUGGAGAAACAGAGGAUACAGAAGCAGACUCUCUCCCAGGGAAUAAAGGAUGACCUGAAGCAUCGGACAAUGAUCAGCAACAGCACUUUGUGCACCGGCUCCAGUCUGAGUCUGUCCUCUGGACCAACGUCUGGAUACAACAGCGGCAACACCACUCAACCACAGCCUUUCAACAGGCCGCUGUUCAAUCAACAGAUUGUUGGGGUCCAAGGCGAGGGACUGAGGCUUAGGACACGUCCUCCUGUCUGUGGUUUUCAGAGUGUGAAAUCAAAGAAAACAUGGCUGUCAGCUCAGGAUGUACGGCUUGAGCUUCCCGUUAGCAGCUUUGAGCCAUUGAUGACUUCUUCUCCGUCGCCACCUGUUCCUGUACGGCAGCGCGCCGCCUCCUUUGGCUCUGCCUCUUCCAUAUCUACAGCGUACCGUGACAUCACUUCCACCCUCAUCAGCCAGGCUCUGGCUGAGGUCCGAGUUGCUUCUAUGGGGGAUUUGGGAAACCUCUGCAAGGGAAAAGCCUCAGCUGGAUGGAGUCACCAAGGAGAGGAACGAGGAGUUCAGGCAUACUACAAGAGUUCCCCCAGUCCCUCUGUCCAUGGUUUUCUCGGGGCCGGGGAGGUGGAACGACCAAUGGACUCUUUGUGGAACAUAAUCAGCCAGACGUCCAAGAGCCACAUGUAUAACCAGUCAGUUCGCUCUGUGUGGACUCGACCACUAGAUGACAGCACUCAGCUGGUUUACAUUUUAACAGAUCCGUCUGCCUGCCACCUCAGCCAGCCGCGGGACUUCUGCUGCAUCAGCACUCAGUCUAAACAGGCUGGUUUAGGUAUCCUGGCUAUGCAGUCUGUGUUUGAGGAGUCUCUGCCUCGUCCCAGUGUUGACGCCAUCCGGGGGGAGAUGCUGCCCAGCUGCUGGAUCCUGCAGCCGGUGAUACGUGGGGAACAGGAGCUGACCAGAGUCAUCUACUUGCUUCAGGUGGACCUCGGCUCUCCAUCGUUUCCUCAGCGGCUCUUGAAGACGGUUGCCAGGAGACAGGCAGCUGUCAUCGCUGAUCUGGAUGCUCUCCUUGCAUCAUAACACCCUCCGGCCGUUAGCGCUUUGGCUAAACUGUCUCCAGCGCGGCGUUAAAGAUGUGAAUUUGCACCUGGAUCUUAUUUACUUGACUUCUUUAUUUCAAAAAGGCACUGUCAUGACAUAAAGUUGUAGCAGCUUUGUUUUUUUGUCUUUUUUCUCUCUAAA
Messenger RNA from Cyprinodon variegatus (sheepshead minnow), 10231 nucleotides. RefSeq names its product StAR related lipid transfer domain containing 9 (gene stard9). The record is from RefSeq and is a predicted model, not a curated record. Gene Ontology annotation, molecular function: microtubule binding; lipid binding; ATP binding. The transcript is spliced from 32 exons. NCBI's taxonomy places the organism in Eukaryota, Metazoa, Chordata, Actinopteri, Cyprinodontiformes, Cyprinodontidae. Bases 287 to 10069 code for a protein of 3260 amino acids. Gene Ontology annotation, biological process: microtubule-based movement.